AUGAGCAAGAUGAUUCAUGUAAAAAAUAUAAUAACAAGUAUAUUAGUAAUUGUGAUACUUUGCUUAAAUGGAAUUACAAGCAAAAAAUCAGUUGAUUUAGCCAAUUUAGUGAAAAAUAUUAUUACAUUAAAUGCAUCACCAGGGGAAACAGUCGAAUUUACAUGUCCUUAUACAAAUAAGGAACUAGAAGGAAUAAAUCAACAAGAACAAGAUAAUUUUAAUGAAAACUUAAUAUGUUUUGAAUAUAUAUCAGUAAUGAAUACUAUAUAUAGAAUACAAGAUUAUGUUCGUGGUGCGUAUAAUAUAAAAAGCAUUUCAGAAAAUAAUGUUCAUAAAUCUGAAUUUACUAUUCCACCUAUUGUUGUACAUAGUAGAAAUUUUUCUUGUUAUUGUUAUAUGGAAAAAGAAAAUAAAGUUGUUAGAAAAGUAUUAAAAGUAUAUAUUCCAAGGCGUUCAAAAAAAGCAUCAGGAUGUGAUUUUAAUUAUGACUACAGAACAUCUGCAGCUAUAACUAUAGAUGGUGCUGUAAACUAUAGAGUAAACAAAGUAUGUGAUGCAUAUACAAAAAGUGGAGAAGAUCUUGUAUUAUUAUGUCCCCUUAAUUAUAGCAUAAAACCUAACAACUGUUUUACUAAUGUAUAUGUUAAAAAUGAGGAUAUUGUUAAUAAUGAAAACGAAUUAAAUAAUCAUUAUUAUAAUAAAGUAUGGGAUGAAAAUAAUUAUAAAGUUGUUAACUCAUCAACUCUUUUUAAUAAUGAACUGAUUACACAUGGAGAUAAAUCCUCUAUAUUUACAAAGUUGCCUGUGAAUAAUGAUCAAAAAUAUUUUUCUUGUAUAUGUCAAUCAGCUGAUGGAUCAGAUGUUUUAAUGAUGAACGUUUAUAUGAACAAAGCUCAAAAUAAUAAUGAUUUUAAAUAUUCAAGAACAUUUGUAAAAAAUAAUGAAGAAGUUUCAAUUGCAUCUUACUAUAGAUCAAGUAGAACAACUAGUAAUGGUUUUGUUUUUAUUUUUAGUAAAAUAUUUAUUUUUAUUUUUUUAGUAAAUUAUUACAUUUUCUUUUAA
Molecule: messenger RNA, 1062 nt
Organism: Plasmodium berghei ANKA
Lineage: Eukaryota; Apicomplexa; Aconoidasida; Haemosporida; Plasmodiidae
Product: 6-cysteine protein
Exons: 1
Coding region: 1-1062 (353 amino acids)
Biological process (GO): symbiont entry into host
Cellular component (GO): plasma membrane; cell surface
Source: RefSeq, a predicted model, not a curated record